AGCCCGAUACAGUACCUUCGUCCCUGCGCGCCUGAAUGUUACGGAAACGUAGGUUCCAGAACUGGCUUCCGCGCUCCUAUUGGCUGGCGCGGCUUGGGAACCCUCGCCUCCGCGGAACCGAGGGAUGGCAGGCGAUUGGUCAAGGAGAGGAGGUAGGCGGAGACAGGUGAGCAGGAGGCGGGCUUUCAUUGGCUGCGCUGAAGUUGGAAAGAAGGAAGCGGUCGCUAAGAGCUACACCAUGGCCUACGGGGAUGAUGGACACAGCCUGAGGGAAGUGCUGGCCACUUUCAAGGCCUGUCUUGACGAGAAUUCGGAAAUCCUAGUGGACCCUUACUUAGCAGGCUGGAAAGGGCUCGUCGGGUUUUUGAACUCCAUGGGUACGAUCUUCGGCUUUGUUUCGAAAGACGCGGUGGCCAAAAUCCAAAUCAUGGAGGACUUCCGGAGCGGCCCCAAUAAGGAGAGCUACAGAACCCUUCAAUCCAUGGUGAGCUACGAGAUGGCCAACAACCUGGUAGACUUGAAGAAGUACUCCGAAUGCCCCGUAUCAGGCUGCCGGACGAUCCUGCGCCUCCACCGGGCCCUCCAUUGGCUGCAGCUCUUCCUGGAGGCAAUGCGGACCAGUAGCCCAGACUGCAAGACGUCGGUGUUGUGCACAGAUUCGUACAAUGCCUCUCUGGCCAAUUACCACCCUUGGAUUAUCCGCAAGGCGACCAUCAUUGCCUUCCACACUCUGCCCAAUCGGGAAGCUUUCUUUGAGAACAUGAAGGUGGGCUCCAACGAGGAGGGGGUGGAGAUGCUGGGAGAAGCUUUGCCCCACAUCAGGAAGAUCUACGAUAUCACACAGGAACUGUACAGCCGGCACAAACUCCUGGACCUCCCUUAGCAGAGCGGAUCCCCACAAUCAAGUGUUUCUCUGAAUGCCACAGGUGAAAAAGGAAGCAUUGAUCGUACAUCUCAUGCCUAUCCAUUUCCAGGCCAGCUUGUUGGCACCAAGAUCUAGCUCUCUGCUUCUCAGCUCUCCCCUAUAAAUCAGGUUUCUUAUUGCUGGAAUCAUUUGAGCCUUCAAACCAUCCCUAUUCUGGGUUCAAAUCAGCUAGAUAUCCAGAGAAACAGAAGUGGUCCCAGUUCCUCUGACUGUGGUGGGGAGCCUACGGCUUUUCAGAUGUUCUUGGGCUCCAACUUCCAACCACUGGGCUGGGGCUCAUGGGAGUCGGAGUCCAAGAACCUGCUUGACCUACAACUCCCAUCAUCCCUGAUGGCUGGCCAUGCUGGCUGGGGCUGAUGGGAUUUGGAGUCCCCCCCUCCCC
Molecule: messenger RNA, 1307 nt
Organism: Zootoca vivipara (common lizard)
Lineage: Eukaryota; Metazoa; Chordata; Lepidosauria; Squamata; Lacertidae
Gene: CPTP
Product: ceramide-1-phosphate transfer protein
Biological process (GO): ceramide transport; intermembrane lipid transfer
Cellular component (GO): cytoplasm; cytosol; membrane
Molecular function (GO): ceramide 1-phosphate binding; ceramide 1-phosphate transfer activity
Source: RefSeq, a predicted model, not a curated record